GGACGGCCGCCGCCGCAAGAGGCAGCGGCAGCGACAGCAGCAGCAGCCCGGGCCCUCGCCGCCAACGGAGCUCACCACUCUCGGCCGCAGGUCCGUGCCCUAACCAUGAUUGGUUGAUUGGUUUUAUGCAUUUCUGUUUCACUUUUUGUUGCCUCGAAUUUACUGAGUGGACGCGGAUCUAAUCCUCCCGAGGCGAGGAAGAACCCAUGGUGUAAUUUCGUCUCGCGAUGACACGAACGAGGAUACAAUUUAACAUGGUCUCGGCAUGAUUCUAGUUGACUGCCGGUACCUGUCAUUCUUGAAUGGUGGUGGUCAUGCCAAUCUACAAAGGGGGUUGCAGAAGGGGGAAAUUGCUGUUGAGGAAAGGCCAUUAAAGACAACCUGCCACACAUCGGUCCCCACAUCACCUGCCUUGUGUGAACCCCAUGUUUGGCAAGAUCUCAUGGACAGCCUUCUUCACCAAAUCAUUACUUUUCUUAGCUCAUUCCAGGACUUGGUUGCUUUUAGCGGCACUUGCUACUCUUGGCGGACUGCACUCUCCUCCUUCCCAUCUACAUAUACUUUUACCUUCCCACCUCUCCACCUCAAACCAGAUAUCCCUGAUAUCCAUACCUAUUCCAGGAAUUUCAAAUACAGUCUUUUAUCUUGUCGUAAAUGGAAACUUGGUGAUCCAUCCAAGAGAAACAUAUCCCUUUGCUGUUCAGCUCCACAAAAUACUCCAAAUCGCAUGCGUUAUUUGGGCUGCUCAUAUGGGUACCUCAUCUUCUCAUAUCGUAAGAACUGCCUCCUUGUUGAUGUGUACAAUGGCACUAAGAUGAAGCCUCCCAUACUCCAAUUCCUAAGCAACAAGGAUAUCUACUAUGGCAUCCUUACAGCUCCACUUAAUUCACCGAACUCGCAUCUCCUACUUUGUUCGAAAUCCUCCAUAUUCUUUUGGCAGGUUGGAACAAACUCUUGGUCAGAGCACCCUUUUUGUGGUGAUCGCAUUCUUCAGAUUGUGCUCUUCAAAGGUGAGAUGUUUGCCAUGGACUUCCAUCACAGGCUCCAUACCGUGCGCUUUGCACCUCAGUUCAGCAUGCAGGAACUAGGGGUUUUGUGGGCAGAAGAAAUGUUAGUGGGUGUACAUUUUAAGCCAUGGCUGGUGAUCUGCGGUGACAUGCUUCUCAUGCUUGACCUCUCAGUGGGCACUCACCAAUUACAUGGCUUCGCUGGCACCUUUCAAGUCUUUCGUCUUGACUUUUCUGCGGAGACAGCCAAGUGGAUGAAGAUGGCAAAGAUGGAAAAUCAGGCUCUCUUUGUCAGCUUUGAUAGGAGGAACCCUACUUUUUCUUGCAUGAGACCUGAAAGAUGGGGUGGGAAGAGUAACUACAUUUAUGUUGCGAAACCAUCUGACGAUUCUGAUGAACCGUGGACCGCCGUCGAGCUUGGUCAGCCAGUUCCCAGUACAACAGACUUUGUUCCAAACCAUCAUACCAUCCUACGAAGGGAACCCAAUGGCCACUGCAAUCAACUAGAGCACCUCUGGGUGCUCCGCAGUUCGACUUACGGUGUUGGCCAGUGAUCUAUCAUCUCUAUUUUGUGGUCGCCAUGCUUUGGCGUUGUACGAGCCAUAUCCAUACUGCCCGUGGCUCUGUACCUGUGAUGGUUUCUUUUGCAAACGUGCAUUGAAGUUGUGAUGCCAAAUCAGUCGAUAUGAUAUGCCUAGUUUUUACUUGUCCGUGUGAAUGCAUGCUUGGUGUUACAUUAUCGUUGAUUGUGUUGUGUGACUCCACAAGACCCUUCAAACUCAGGUGUAUAUACAUGCUGUUUCAUGAAUGACUAAAGUACAUUGAGGGAAAUCU
This is a messenger RNA of Oryza brachyantha (malo sina), 1841 nucleotides long. RefSeq lists its product as uncharacterized. The transcript is spliced from 3 exons. Lineage: Eukaryota; Viridiplantae; Streptophyta; Magnoliopsida; Poales; Poaceae. The coding region runs from base 266 to 1561 and encodes 431 amino acids. The record is from RefSeq and is a predicted model, not a curated record. Gene Ontology annotation, molecular function: protein binding.